This is a messenger RNA of Dermacentor albipictus, 4276 nucleotides long. RefSeq names its product hemicentin-2-like. Lineage: Eukaryota; Metazoa; Arthropoda; Arachnida; Ixodida; Ixodidae. The record is from RefSeq and is a predicted model, not a curated record.
CUUUGUUGACGUCAUUUCAUUUGUUGGCUGUUUUUGCAUGCGGUGGCUUCGUAUCAGGAGCCAACAGGCGGCGUCUACGCUGCCAUCGUCUAUUCAGCCACCAUCACGUUCGUCUGCUCCUGCCGCUGUCGGUACAAGUGCACUCGUUUUGUACCUAUAGAUAGUGCGCGCAGAAGGAUUGUCUUUUGCGCCAGUUAGUGUUGCGGCGAUAGCAACAACACAGACGAAAGGCCGCAAGGAAUUUGCUCCCCUGUCGUAUCGCCAAGUCGGAGAGGGAGGGACAGCAGGGCCAGUUUCUUCCCGCUUCCCAGAGCACGAGAGAGGAACAGGACCAUUUCCUCCGUCACCGUUAAGGCUAAGCCUUCUGGAAGGCGAGCAGACGUCACUUCCUUGCCCCAUCAACAUGGCGUCGAAAGAACCCGUCUCUGUCAUCUGGUUCCGCGUAGCAGACGUCAAGCUGAGCUCGUCCAGCGGCUUACCUCAAAGCAUUGACACCAGCCAGGCACCAGAGAAAGUUUACGCAUUGGUGGCUCCCGAGCCACCAACGAUUACAGUGUUGGGAUCAGCUGUCGGACUAGUUGACGGUGCCCACUGGAAGCAGCCAUCGUGGAUCGGCAGGGCGUUCUUUUCACUGCUGAGCGAUCCGCCCGCUUUGCUCCUCAACCAACUGAAUCGCUCUGACACCGGAAGUUACGUGUGCAACGUUUCGUACCGCGGUGACAACGUCACCGACGUGGGUGUAACCAUAACAGAGGCUAUCGUCGAACUGUUCGUCGCAGUCCCUCAGCAGCCGCCGGUUAUUAAGGACUCCCAAGGUAACCAUCUGCUUGCGACAGCAGGACCUUACGCUGAGGGCGACACCGUGCGGCUGACUUGUGCAGUGCCGGCCGCCGACCACAAUCUCACGCUUGCAUGGAGGCGAAACGGCCAACCACUGCGCUCGACACUUGCUACUGUUGCGACGCGUAGCGGAGGAUGGGCGAACCAUCUCGGCCUCGGCCCUCUUUUCCGCGAAGAUUUGUUCGCGAACAUCAGCUGCAUGGUGACCAGUGACGUCACUCUGCCCGUAGAGAGCUCGGUGCUUAUCGACAUGUACCUGCCGUCUGCUGAAAUUUCCAUCUGGAGCGGACCUGAUAUGAACGUUGAUGCCUCUGAAUGGGCUAUGGGCGCCCCCUUGGCAACUGGGGCUACGUCUUCGGCUCGGGCUUCCACAUCCUUUCGCGAGCCUAGGAAGGGUAGCUCGCCCGUCUUCCAAGGAACCUCUCGGCCUGGAUAUACGGAUCCGGAUUUGUCUACCGGUUUCUACGCCCCACGCAGCUUCGAGUGCGAGGCAACCGGAAGUCGUCCAGCAGCAAACAUCACGUGGUUCCUGGACGGACUGCUGUUGGACGAGCGCCUGAGUCACACUCACACCGAUGGCAACGUGACGGCAAGCGUGCUUCUCCUGCCAACUCAGAAGUACGCGGGAAAGCUUCUGGAAUGUCGGGCGACCAACGACAAUUUGAGGGAACUCCGAGGAGUGCUCAGUCGCUAUUUGGACGUGAACGUGUCAAACAAGCCAGAAGUGAGCGUCAAGCUAGGCACCGGUCUCAACGCCAGCCACAUUGCGGAGGGAGCGGACGUGUACAUGGAGUGCUCCGUCCUCGUCGCUUGGAGAGUCACUGACGUCGCGUGGAGCCGCGACGGGCUGGAGCUGGCGGGCGCGGACCUCGACGAGGACACGGUGGUGACUUCUCGCUAUUUGGUGAUCCGGCGCGUGACACCCCGGCACUCCGGAAGUUACUCGUGCCGAGUCACCAGCACCCGCGGAGACACCCUCGAGAGCACGCCGCUUCUCAUCCGCGUCAGAUACCCUCCGAGGUGCGAUUCCGAGGAAGACCGCAUCCUGAACGUCGAGAGAGACGCGGCCGUCAACGUGACCUGCGGUGUGCGAGCUGAUCCUAGCGACGGCCUACGCUAUUUCUGGCAGCUCGCGGAGAACGCCACGGGCGGCACCGAAGCCACGGGGAGAAGCCCGCCUGCCCGGCGCAUGCAAGCGCGCCUGCCGCUCGUCACGACAUCGAACCGCCUGGAGAUGAUCGUCAACGCUUCGCUCUUGAACGCGGCGCUAGCGUGCUGGGCGGAGAACGCCGCGGGAACUCAGAAGAGGCGCUGUCGAUUCAAGUUCCUAUACAAGGGUCGGAACUCGCCCGCUCUGACGUGCAGUGCGGGAAACUACACGGACAGCUCCUUCUCGCUGACCUGUUUCGCGCCUCUCGUCAACGGCACGACGGCGACGUCCACGAAGUUGAAACAGGAACGGCGACUCCUAGUAGAAGUACUUGACACCAGGAGGGGCAACCGGUCGGAACGGAGCUUCUGGAGCACGGACCUGGGCCCGAUACUCGUCAACCGACUCCGCUCUGCCACCGACUACUUGGUCGUCGUUCGAAUGCCUCCGGAGGCGAGCUUUCGGACUUACGUGCGCACCCUGGGCCCGGCUCAAACCCUGAUUGGUCAAGGAGAUGUCAAGAGGAACUCUCCUGGCGGAAGCUCGACGCUUGCCCUGAGCGUUGUCGUGCUGGCGUGCAGCCUCGCCGUCACACUGGUGGCACUGAUCGGCCUUUACUGCGCGUCGGCCCGCGAUAACUGGAGGAGGAAGCGGCAAAAGCCACCGGACAAGGAUUACAAAAGCGACACCGGCUCCGCUGGUCGUGAAGACGUGGACUCCGUGCACACUCGAGACCACAAGGCCUACCUCGCCGCGACGGAUAGCGGCUGACAGCGUGGACUGAACGCGCAGUGUAAAACCCAACCUGGAUCGAUAGUCAUCGAUAGAAGAAGGCAGGGCCACGGAUAUUUCGUGAAGCGGAACGCCGUUUGAUGAUGAUCGGAGCAGAUAAGGAAGUUAGCUAAUUGCGGACGCUAAGUUACAUUAGCGAGCUUAAUGGACAUUAGAGAGCAACACGGUAACAUGUUGCCGGUGCUGUAGACGGCAGUGGCAACGCUGUGAGCGACUUCCGUGACGCUUUGUGCAACCGCAGCCUCUUAGAAAUGUUUGUUACACUGGCGUUCUUGUCGAAGAAAAAAUGAGAAAGGAACUGCCACGAUAGAUACUGUGUCGUUGCCGAAUCUUCAAUCCGGCAGCUAAGUAUAAUGUGGUUGAUUACAGCACUGUAUGCUCGGUGACCUCUCUGGUUAAAUUGCGCGCCACAAGACGGCGCGAACAGCGCGGACGACGUCUCCGGUAGCCUGGCUACCCGUGAAACGCAAUGCGUUUUACGGACAAGUUAAAUAUCUCUAACAGCUUGCCAUAACAGCGAUCGAGAAUGCAUGGCCUGUACUACGCGAAUGUUGCGAGCAGCAAAACGACUGCUUUCUAUUUCUGUCCAAAUUGAGUAGUUUUGAGCAGUAGACAUAUUCUUAAGGGGUAUGUAUAUCUUACGGGCUUUGGGUUGCUUGGAUAAAGCCAUAUUCUGCGACAGACUGUGACUGGGUGACACUGUGCACAGCAUGACGUGGCAUAUCUCUGUGUGCCACACUGACACUGUUCGUGAGCGCGUGACGCUUUGACAGACUGUGCGUGACGGCGCCCACGACGGUAGUCUAGACAGUUCUUUCCGUCAUUUUCUCCUCCGUUUUCUUUUCUGUUGUGUUAUCUACUCUUUUUUGGAGCAUACUGCAGUCUGCGGGGGAAAGCGUCGGGUAGAACGUUUUGCCUUCCCUUAUGUUUUAUUUUUCCUUAUUAUCUCCAUUAAAUAGUGGGGAAAGAGGUUUCUCAGACGAUUGCACACAGCAUCUGGUGUUUCCAGGAGGUCACCAGACUAUCCGAAGAGAGGUACAACGUCGUUCUCUUACGUUUCUUGCGAACAGUCCGAUACUGUAUAUCCAGAAAAAGGGGCUACCGACGGAUCUCUUUCCGACAUCGUCUGCAAGGCUAAAACCGCCCGGAACACCACCACCAUCGUUGUAUCUCUGAUUACGAAGCCGCUACAUCUCCGGGAGGCAAAAAAAAAAAGAAUCGUAACACAAGGAAAAUUAGAACGAAACAUUUGAGAUCGGUUCUAAGCUCUGUGCCGUGUGUUAUGUACUUUCUCGUCUCUCGUCUGUGUGCACUCGUUUCUUGUUCCUUUUUUUUUUCUUAAUCGUUUACGUGUCUUGACGAAGUGCGUACUUGGGUAGAUUUUCACUAACAAAAGCCUAAAGAGACAAAAGGAGCCAUCGAGAAACAGCGACCCCCUCCCAACAUUCAGAGCUCUGAAUGAUUGGAUGGGUUAAAGCUACCACUACAAGGUUU